Messenger RNA from Colletotrichum karsti, 1737 nucleotides. RefSeq names its product zinc knuckle. Gene Ontology annotation, biological process: regulation of mRNA splicing, via spliceosome. The record is from RefSeq and is a predicted model, not a curated record. Gene Ontology annotation, cellular component: nucleus. Bases 1 to 1737 code for a protein of 578 amino acids. Lineage: Eukaryota; Fungi; Ascomycota; Sordariomycetes; Glomerellales; Glomerellaceae. The transcript is spliced from 6 exons. Gene Ontology annotation, molecular function: zinc ion binding; mRNA binding.
AUGUCGUGGAGAAACCAGGGAAUCACAGGUUCCAACAACAUUCCUCUCGGAAAGCGCCGCUUCGGUGGCGACGAUGAAGAGCCCGAGUCGUUCAGCAAUGGCAACAGCAACGGCCACGGCAACGGCGAGCUCAAGCGCGGCCGCAGCCCGGAGCCUCGCACCGACGCCGAUGGACCUCGACGCCGAAAGAAGAGAAACCGCUGGGGCGACGCGUCGGAGAACAAGGCUGCAGGCUUGAUGGGCCUCACAACGGCCAUCACGGCGAACAUGACGGGCGAGCAGCUGGAGGCCUACACUCUGCACUUGCGCAUUACGGAAAUCAGCCAGAAGCUUCGCAUCGACGACGUCGUCCCGGCGGACGGAGACAGAUCUCCGUCGCCGCCUCCGCAGUACGACAACCACGGUCGCCGUAUCAACACCCGCGAAUACCGAUACCGCAAGCGCCUCGAGGAUGAGCGCCACAAGCUCAUCGAGAAGGCAAUGAAGACCAUCCCUAACUACCACCCGCCGCAGGAUUACCGCAGGCCCACCAAGACCCAAGAAAAGGUCUACGUGCCUGUUAACGAUUAUCCAGAGAUUAACUUCAUUGGCUUACUUAUCGGACCCCGUGGCAACACUUUAAAGAAGAUGGAAGGAGAAUCCGGCGCCAAGAUUGCCAUCCGUGGCAAGGGCUCCGUGAAGGAGGGCAAGGGACGUUCGGACGCGGCUCACGCUAGCAACCAGGAGGAGGACCUGCACUGUCUCAUUAUGGCCGACACCGAGGAGAAGGUCAAUAAGGCGAAGAAGCUCAUCCACAACAUCAUUGAAACGGCCGCCUCCAUUCCCGAGGGACAGAACGAGCUCAAGCGUAACCAGCUUCGUGAGCUCGCUGCUCUCAACGGUACCCUCAGAGACGACGAGAACCAGGCCUGCCAGAACUGCGGUCAAAUCGGUCACCGCAAGUACGACUGCCCCGAGCGCCAAAACUACACUGCAAGCAUCAUCUGCCGUGUCUGUGGCAACGCUGGACACAUGGCCAGAGAUUGUCCCGACCGCCAGAAGGGUGCCAGCUGGCGCAACGAUGGCCAGGCUGGUGCUAGAGGCCCCGCCGGCCGCAUCGGAAGCGGAGAUGCCGUCGACCGCGAGUACGAGCAACUCAUGCAAGAACUCGGCGGCGGCUCCGGUGCUGCUCCUGCGCGUAUCGAGGCUGGACCUGGCUCGUACAAUGACAACAACAACGGUCCCAGAAGCGAGAAGCCCUGGGAGCGCGGCCCAACCGGCGGUCCUGCACCUUGGCGCAGCAGUCGUAACAACGACUCGCGCGAUGACCGUGACCGCGACGGCGGUGGUUCUACUGCUCCUUGGGCUCGCGACCGUGGUAACCGCCGCGAUGACCACGGCGGUGGCGGUGGCCAUGGUGGCGACAGCUACUACGGCCAGGGCUACGGCGGCGCCCCUGCUGGCGGUGCUCCCGGCGCUGCUCCCUGGCACCAAGCCCCUGGCACUCAAAACGGCGGCUAUGGUGGCUACGGUGGCUACCCCGGAUACGGUGCUCCUCCUGGUAUGAAUGCUGCUCCCCCGAGCGGCCCUCCACCACCUCCCGGUGCUCCUGGUCUUGGAGCUCCUCCUGGUCUGGCUGGUGGUCUCAAUGCGCUCAUCCAGCAAUACGCCAGCGGCGCGCCCCCUCCUCCUCCCUCCGACAAUGCUCCUCCUCCGCCUCCCAGCGAUCAGCCUCCCCCGCCUCCUCCGGGCGCCUGA